UGUUAAAGGGCCAAAUUGUAAUUUUGCCUAACACCAUUUCAUCAGUCUUCCGUUUUGUCUUGAAGACAAGAACACCCACCCUUUCUUCCGAUCUCUGCAUCUUAAAAAGCUAAUCAAAUUUACUUGAAACACUGAGAAAUCAAGAUGAGUCGUGGUAGUGGAGGCGGUUACGAUCGUCACAUAACCAUUUUCUCUCCCGAAGGUCGUCUCUUCCAAGUCGAGUAUGCUUUCAAGGCUGUGAAGGCCGCUGGAAUAACCUCGAUUGGUGUGCGUGGGAAGGACUCGGUUUGUGUUGUUACCCAGAAGAAAGUGCCGGACAAGCUUUUGGAUCAGACCAGCGUGACCCAUUUGUUUCCUAUUACCAAGUACCUUGGACUGUUGGCUACUGGCACGACAGCUGAUGCAAGGACCUUGGUCCAACAAGCAAGGAAUGAGGCUGCUGAAUUUCGUUUCAGAUAUGGGUAUGAAAUGCCUGUGGAUGUAUUGGCCAAAUGGAUCGCAGACAAGUCUCAGGUUUAUACUCAGCAUGCCUAUAUGCGACCCUUAGGAGUAGUUGCUAUGAUUCUGGGUAUUGAUGACGAGAAAGGGCCUCAACUGUUCAAGUGUGAUCCAGCUGGCCAUUUUUUCGGUCACAAGGCUGCAAGUGCUGGAUCAAAGGACCAAGAGGCAAUUAAUAUUUUGGAGAAGAAGAUGAAAAACGACCCUGCUUUCUCAUUCGAGGAAACAGUACAGACGGCGAUUUCAGCUCUGCAAUCAGUUCUGCAGGAGGAUUUCAAGGCUAAUGAGAUUGAGGUGGGAGUUGUGAGGAAAGAGAAUCCAGUGUUCAGAGUAUUGUCCACCGAUGAAAUUGAUGAGCACUUGACUGCCAUCAGUGAGCGUGACUGAUCAAACAGAAUAUCUGAGGCUGUUUUUGGGUAAUAUACAUUCUGGUAAUCUGAAUUCUUCAAAUAUGCUGCCAUUGAUAGUGGGGUUUGAAGGGCAUGUGAGAUUCUCCUGCAUCUGUUAUGAGAUGACAUAACUAUCGAAUUAUUUUACUGUAUUACUGUUUUUUGGCUUGUCUAAACUAUUCACAGCUAAUUGAUUUAGGGUGUUCUCUCUCUGUUUCUUUUUAGUCAUGGCUUUAUUUUCAAAAUAUUAUUUUAAGUUGCCAAAACCAUUGUCUGUGACUCACGG
Ilex paraguariensis (yerba mate) is the source of this 1173-nucleotide messenger RNA. The record is from the annotation of a GenBank genome assembly. Lineage: Eukaryota; Viridiplantae; Streptophyta; Magnoliopsida; Aquifoliales; Aquifoliaceae.